This is a messenger RNA of Paramisgurnus dabryanus, 765 nucleotides long. Lineage: Eukaryota; Metazoa; Chordata; Actinopteri; Cypriniformes; Cobitidae. The record is from RefSeq and is a predicted model, not a curated record.
AUAAAUAUAAACAACCUAAUCUACUGUGUUUCAGGUACAGCUGCAGAGACUCAUGUGUUCAGUAGUUCAGGUGAAGAUGUCACUCUGCCCUGUAUUAAUGCUCUUUCUGGCUGCACCUCAACUGAAUGGCUCUACAGCAAACAUAGAUCAUCAGUUACAGUAGAACUGAUUAAUGGAGGAAUAAAGAAGAAUAACACAGAGAGAGCUGAGAGACUGAGUCUGGGGUCUGACUGCUCUCUGAACAUCUAUAAAACAACAGAAGAUGAUAAUGGACUAUACACCUGCCAACAAUAUGUGAAUGGACACAGACAUGGAACUGAUGCACAGGUUUUUCUACAUGUUCUUCAUGUCUCUCCAUCAUCCACACAGACUGAGAUGAGAUCAGGCAGCUCUGUGACUCUCACCUGUCAGUUGUUUACAUAUGAUGACUGUGAUAGUUUGUUCCGUACUGAGGAUCUUCAGCUGUUCUGGGUGAAUCAGGCUAAUGUAAAUCUACAGGCAGACUUCAAAUAUCAGAUAUUAUCAUCAGGACCAUGUAUCAAGACUCUGACUACAACACUCCAGAAUGAAGACAACAACACAGAGUUGAGAUGUUUGGCUAAAACGAAGAAUGAGAUUAAGACCUCAGUCAGCUACACUGUCAAGUUUAAGGCAUCAACUACACCAACAAUCAAACCAACCUCUAAAAUAACUUCAAGUCCCACUGCAUCAUUAUCUCUUGGGACAGAGCUGAUUACAAACUCUGACACGUUUCAAUUUUUUUAA